GCGCCGCUCUCGCGAGAGCUGCCCAGCCAAGAUGGCGGCGGCGGCGCCGGGCCGUUGAGGGCGGCCGCGGCGGUUCCUCGGUGGGGGCGGCGAUGCCGACCGGCCGGGACUCGCCGCCGCGGCUCUGAGCAGCACAUCGGACCCCUCCGGGCUGCGGCUCAGCCCUCCCGGCGGGGGCCCCGCCGCUGGCGAUGACCGGAGAGAAGCUGCGCUCGCUGCGCAGGGACCACAAGCCCAGCAAGGAGGACGGGGACCUGCUGGCGCCCGGCGAGGAGGAGGCGGCCGCCGCGCCCGGAGGCAUCUUCACCGGGGGCCGCGGGAGCAGCGGCAAGGGCGGGCGGGCCGGCGGGCACCGCAUCUUCAGCAACCACCACCACCGGCUGCCGCUGAAGGGGGGCCCGGCGGCCGGCGGGACGGGCCCCCCCGCCGAGCCCGACAAGUGCCCGGCGCACUUCCCCGUCCACGAGUGCGUCUUCAAGGGGGACGUGAGGCGGCUCUCGGCCCUCAUCCGCACCCAGGGCAUCGGCCAGAAGGACAGUCACGGAAACACUCCUUUACAUCUUGCUGUGAUGUUGGGACAUAAAGAAUGUGCCCACUUGCUUUUAGCCCAUAAUGCUCCAGUAAAGGUGAAAAAUGCUCAGGGAUGGAGCCCUCUUGCAGAAGCCAUCAGCUAUGGAGACAGACAAAUGAUUACAGCACUCCUAAGGAAGCUUAAACAGCAGUCCAGGGAAAGUGUUGAAGAAAAGCGACCUCGAUUAUUAAAAGCCCUGAAAGAGCUAGGUGACUUCUAUCUAGAGCUUCACUGGGAUUUUCAAAGUUGGGUGCCUUUACUUUCCCGAAUUCUGCCUUCUGAUGCAUGUAAAAUACACAAACAAGGUAUAAAUAUCAGACUGGACACAACUCUCAUAGACUUUACCGACAUGAAGUGCCAACGAGGGGAUUUAAGCUUCAUUUUUAAUGGUGACGCCGCACCCUCUGAAUCUUUUGUAGUUUUAGACAAUGAACAAAAAGUUUACCAGCGAAUACAUCACGAGGAAUCUGAGAUGGAAACAGAAGAGGAGGUUGACAUUUUGAUGAGCAGUGAUAUUUACUCAGCAACGUUAUCAACCAAAUCAAUCACCUUCACACGUGCCCAAACAGGAUGGCUUUUUCGAGAAGACAAAACAGAAAGAGUAGGAAACUUUUUGGCAGAUUUCUACUUGGUUAACGGACUUGUAUUAGAAUCAAGGAAAAGAAGAGAACAUCUCAGCGAGGAAGAUAUUCUUCGAAAUAAAGCUAUCAUGGAGAGCCUGAGUAAAGGUGGCAACUUAAUGGAACAAAACUUUGAGCCUGUCAGACGGCAGUCACUUACUCCACCAUCACCCAACACAAUUACGUGGGAAGAGUACAUAUCUGCUGAAAAUGGAAAAGCUCCUCAUCUGGGUAGAGAGCUGGUCUGCAAAGAAAGCAAGAAAACCUUUAAAGCCACGAUAGCUAUGAGCCAGGAAUUUCCCUUAGGAAUUGAAUCAUUGUUGAAUGUUUUAGAAGUCAUUGCACCCUUCAAGCACUUUAACAAACUUAGAGAAUUUGUUCAAAUGAAGCUGCCACCGGGCUUUCCUGUAAAAUUAGAUAUUCCUGUAUUUCCCACCAUCACAGCCACUGUGACUUUUCAGGAGUUCCGUUACGACGAAUUUGAUGAAUCCAUCUUCACUAUUCCCGACGACUACAAGGAGGACCCCAGCCGUUUUCCCGAUCUCUAACUGCACGGGGAGGUUAACGGUGGAUAACAAUACCAGCGUACCGCAGCGACAGCAAAGGGAUGCAGAGGGCCCACAGAUACAGAUAGAGAAGUGGGUCACACAGGAAGGGAUAAACUUAAUAAUCCAGAAGAAAAGGGAACAUGCAUCAAAUGACUGAGGUACUGAUGCUGUAAUGAUCUAGUUCCUGAUUUACAGAAAGUCUCCUGAUGUGUCAUUCACACUUUUAUACGUCCCGUACUGUGAGCGUGGUGGUCUGGCACCUCGGUGACCCUGAGAAUACUUAACAGCUGUGAGGACUAUCGUUCGUUUUUAAAUUUUUUUACAUUUCUUGGUGAUACAAAAAGCACUCUUGGACCAUUAGCGUAACAGUUGAAAUGUCUUGGCUGGAUAUUAGCCCUAUAAAACAUCCCACCAUACUUACGCUGACCGUAUUGUAUUCUCUCAAGCUUUGUUUUCAUGAAUUGUAAACUAUGUAUCAUUCUGUAUAGCUCAGUAAUUUGAAUGUUAGUUGAACGUAUGUUAGCAGGAAUGCGUUUUCUGUAGAUGAACGAACCAAAUGGUAACCAUUAAACAGUUGCAUUUUCACGCUGCAA
Messenger RNA from Tyto alba (common barn owl), 2332 nucleotides. It is a transcript of the gene ANKRD13C, whose product is annotated as ankyrin repeat domain 13C. The coding region runs from base 192 to 1739 and encodes 515 amino acids. Gene Ontology annotation, molecular function: protein binding. NCBI's taxonomy places the organism in Eukaryota, Metazoa, Chordata, Aves, Strigiformes, Tytonidae. Gene Ontology annotation, cellular component: cytoplasm. The transcript has 13 exons. The record is from RefSeq and is a predicted model, not a curated record.